CUGGCGCGCUCAUGUGAUGAGAUCUUACACUGAUAUGCUGCUGUUAGUUCCUCACAGGCUUGAAGAUGAACGUGUUGUUUUUACCGGUUCUGUUUGCCGUUCUGUAUCACGUGCAUACAUUGCCAUUGCACACUGAAGAAGAUGAGUAUCAUUUCAAAUCAUGGAUGUCUCAGUAUAACAAAAAAUACGAGAUAAAUGAAUAUUACCAGCGACUACAGAUAUUCCUGGACAACAAGAAGAAGAUCGAGCGCCAUAAUGCAGGAGACCAUAUGUUUUCAAUGGGACUGAAUCAUUUUUCAGACAUGAGCUUUACUGAAUUUAAAAAGUCCUUCCUCCUGACAGAACCUCAGAACUGCUCCGCCACUAGAGGGAAUCAUCUGAGCAGUAAUGGGCCUUAUCCUGAUAUGAUUGACUGGAGAACGAAAGGAAACUAUGUAACUAAUGUCAAAAACCAGGGAGCUUGUGGUAGCUGCUGGACUUUUUCCACCACAGGCUGUCUGGAGUCUGUCACUGCUAUAGCCACAGGGAAACUCCUACAACUAGCAGAGCAGCAGCUUGUAGAUUGUGCAGGUGCUUUCGACAAUCAUGGCUGCAGUGGUGGCCUCCCAAGUCAUGCCUUUGAGUACAUCAUGUACAACAAAGGUCUCAUGACAGAGCAAGACUACCCCUAUAAGGCUAAAGAAGAUGAAUGCAGAUUCAAACCAGAGUUGGCUGCUGCCUUCGUGAAAGAUGUUGUAAACAUAACAAAGUAUGAUGAAAUGGAGAUGGUGGAUGCUGUGGCCAGGUUGAACCCUGUCAGCUUUGCAUAUGAGGUGACAUCUGAUUUCAUGCACUACAAAGAUGGAAUAUAUACCAGCACAGCUUGUCAUAACACUACUGACAAGGUGAACCAUGCAGUGCUUGCAGUGGGCUAUUCCGAGCAGAAUGGAACCCCAUAUUGGAUAGUGAAGAACUCCUGGGGACCCUACUGGGGAAUUAACGGAUAUUUUUACAUUGAGAGGGGAAAGAACAUGUGUGGACUUGCUGCGUGUUCAUCCUAUCCUUUACCUUUGGUCUAAAUAAAUGAAAUGUAUUUUUUUAAACCAUAAAAAGUGAGACAAGUUAUUACAUUUUACUCUCACACAGAAUCAUUUUAUGCAUAAUGGACAACAUCUUCAGAAAUGAGUUGUAGUCUAUACUAGCUGUCGGUAAAUAAGUUAAAUUAAAUUAAUUAUUCACAUUCAUUUAAAACAUUCAAUGACACUCGAUUGGCUAUUAAUAUGUCUAAUUUUGUUUUUAAAGUUGUCUGCUUUGUUAAAAUCUAAGGUUUUGUAAAAAAAAUGUAUGUUUGCAACCAAAACUAUUGCACUGAAAUAAAUAUUUUCUAAGGGA
Messenger RNA from Carassius carassius (crucian carp), 1371 nucleotides. RefSeq names its product pro-cathepsin H-like. Gene Ontology annotation, cellular component: lysosome. Gene Ontology annotation, biological process: immune response. Gene Ontology annotation, molecular function: cysteine-type endopeptidase activity. The coding region runs from base 66 to 1058 and encodes 330 amino acids. The transcript is spliced from 12 exons. The record is from RefSeq and is a predicted model, not a curated record. NCBI's taxonomy places the organism in Eukaryota, Metazoa, Chordata, Actinopteri, Cypriniformes, Cyprinidae.